Messenger RNA from Diversispora eburnea, 138 nucleotides. The record is from the annotation of a GenBank genome assembly. Lineage: Eukaryota; Fungi; Glomeromycota; Glomeromycetes; Diversisporales; Diversisporaceae.
UGCUCCUCUUGUGUUGAAGUUCAAAACCAUUUACAUGAACAAGAAAAUAUUGAUAUUUCAGCAACUGCUAUUUGGUGUAAACUUGGAAAUGAUGGAUUAGUAUUGAGAGUUAAAAAGAAAAAAACCUCAUUUGAAUAA